This is a messenger RNA of Leptosia nina, 1137 nucleotides long. The record is from the annotation of a GenBank genome assembly. Lineage: Eukaryota; Metazoa; Arthropoda; Insecta; Lepidoptera; Pieridae.
AUGAUGCUAGAGGUUCCUGAAGUGACCAAUGACAACAUAUCCGAAGCGAGCUUCAUCACUACCAUCGAAGAAGCGGCACGGAUAGACCAAUGCACACAGACGCCACCUAGCGGGAAAGUAAAGGCGAAACUACAACGAUUUCAUACCAGUGACCACUUAUAUGAUCGACAUAAGCCGUAUCGAACGAAACAGGAACUUAGGCCGAAGAGUUUGGGCCUAUGCGACUCGUAUCCUUGUUUUGGGAAACCUCCGAGCUAUGAGAGUGGAAGUCAGUUUAACAGGUUAAAGUCUACAGCAGCAGAAAGCCCCACAAUAUCGAUAACAGCACCUGUAAGUCUGGACUACGACACUAAAGGCAGCAUAACGCCGAACGGGAGUAUAACACCAAAUAUGGUUUCGAAUAAGUCAGGGACAACCGUCUUGUUGAGUCCUGGCUACAUGCAGCCAUGCCAGUGCAGUCAGUCAAUAAGAAGCGUAAGUGAAGUGGCUCUAGCAAUGCCAGUGCAUAACUGGAACGAAGAACCACCAGCGCCAGGAUCUCCAGAUGGCUUGUCGUGGCGAAGACUGCACAUGUCCAGGGCGAAACUGAAAGCCACAGCCACCACUUCUGAGUUAUUGUCAGGCUUCGCUAUGGUAGCCAUGGUAGAACUACAAAUCAACGAACCAACGAACGUCCCCGAAUGGCUGUUCGUUAUGUUCGCUGUAUGCACCACUGUGCUGGUUGCUGUUCACAUAUUCGCCCUGAUGAUAUCCACGUACUUACUUCCAAAUAUUGACGCGGUCAGCAAGAUGGAGCCAGGGUACCCUUCUAGAGCUCUCCGGGAUUCCCCGCACGAAAGGAUGAGGGGUUUCAUUGAGUUGGCCUGGGCGUUCAGUACAGUAUUAGGUCUUUUCCUCUUUCUCGUGGAGAUAGCAAUACUAUGUUGGGUGAAAUUCUGGGACUAUUCGUUCGCCGCCGCAACAGCAGCUACUGUUAUUGUUAUUCCAGUCCUUAUAGUAUUUGUGGCGUUCGCACUGCAUUUCUACCAUUCCCUAGUUGUUCAGAAGUGCGAAACCUCGGUCCAGGACAUCAAGAAACUCGAGAGCAUGAAGAGGGACCUGGAUAGUGCUACCGUCAAAGUUAAUAUGUACCCAUAA